GGCUGCGCAGAUGAGUCGCGCAGCAAUCGUCGGUGGGACCUUGCUGGUGCUGGCACUGGCCUUGGCUCUGAUCGCCGCCCUUACGGACACAGCCGUGCCGCGGCGGCUUAGCGAGGUGACUGGAGGCCGGCCGGUUUGCUCACUGACCAACCGACCUUGCCAUCAGACCCAGUGCUGUGCCAUGCGCCACGACCGGUGCUUCCAGCAGUUUGGCGAGCGAAGCUACUGCCGCGCAAGCUGCUCACCCAAGAACGGAUGGAGUUGCGCACAGCCUUUUGCACACCCGCUGGCGAAGGCGCGGCAGACGGAGCACUGGCCGGAUCUCGUGGCAGUUUGCUCUGCGGGGAUGGUACUGGUGGACACCGCCGCGUUUCGCGUGAAGUACAAUUCCACGUGCGAGACAUACUGCCGCAUGGGUGCGGCUCCAGCUGUGAGCUUCCCUCUCUUCGGGCUGGAAGGACCAGGCUACGGGAAGCUGCGCAGCUGUCCUGGAGACAAAGGAGGAAAGUACCUGGGCUCGAUUUGCGAGUGCAGCCUUCCAGACCGCCCCUUGGAAUCAGAUUCCGGCUGGGUCCCGAACGUCGAGUUCGGCUCCGGCUGCGAGUUUCUUCCGCGCAGCGUCUCCAAUCCGGCGUCACUAGCCAACCUCUGCAUGAAGAGUUGCCCAGCGUCCUUCAGGACGGCGCCGGCCUUCCGGCUGGCAGGCUGCUUUCUCCUACUCCAGACUUCUCACGCCUGGCUGUCGAACCCGUUUGCAGCAAAGGCACCAUCCAUCUAUAGCAUUCCGCUGAAGAAGCAAUACGUGCCGGUGCAGAAGGAUGGGAAGACCAUUGCAUACAAGACCGCCUACUUCGGCGAGGUGCACGUGGGCACGCCUUCACAAACCUUCACGGUGGUUUUCGACACAGGGUCUGGCCAUCUGAUCUUACCCUCAACUGGUUGCGCCAGUCCGGCGUGCCUGAAGCACCAGCGCUACAACCGCAGCUCCUCCCACUCGGCCGUGGACAUCGAGUACGAUGGCACCAAGCUUCGCGCCGAUGCCGUCGAGAGGGAUCAGGUUGCCAUCGCCUUCGGCACUGGAGAAGUGCAGGGGGAGUUCGUGAGCGAGGAUGUCUGCAUGUCAAGGGGCGCAGGCUCGGCCGAAGGCUGCGUCAACCUUCGCGUGGUGCUCGCAUCCAGGAUGACAGAGGACCCCUUCAGCCACUUCGACUUCGAUGGAGUCCUGGGGCUGGGCUUGGAGACCCUGGCCCUCAGCCCCGAGUUCAGCUUCUUCGGGCAGAUGCUGCGGCAGAACCCCCGCAUGGAGCCCCGCUUCUCUGUCUUUCUGGCACAGAACGAGGGAGUGGACAGUGUCAUCUCCUUUGGAGGGCACGAAGAGAAGUUUGCAGACACGGAGAUUCAGUGGGUGCCUGUGGCCAUGACUGAGCUCGGCUACUGGCAGGUAAAUUUGAAGUCCGUGAAAGUCGGCGAUCAGGUCUUAGAAGACUGCGAGGACGGCACCUGCCGCGCGAUCCUGGACACGGGGACAUCGCUGUUGGGAGUGCCGCGGCAGGCAGUGCGAACCAUGCAUCGCAUGCUGGCGAGACCAGUCGGAGAGGAGAAGGCCAACGAGCCGGGCAUCGAUUGCCGCAGGCUCCCAGGCGCACAGCUGGACUUCGAGUUGGCGGGGGGAGUGAUGAGCCUGCAGCCAGAGGACUAUUCCAGGCAGCGAAUCAAUCGAUUCGGAGGCCAGCCGGGUCUACAGACCUUGCUGGCUUUGAGGCUGGCUGGGUUGCUUGUCCAGCUGGGCCUCGAGGCCAGCAGGGUCUGCAAGACCCUGCUGGCUUUGAGGCUGGCUGGGUUGCUUGUCCAGUUGGGCCUCGAGGCCAGCGGGGUCUGUAAGACCCUGCUGGCUUUGAGGCUGGCUGGGUUGCUUGUCCAGUUGGGCCUCGAGGCCAGCAGGGUCUGCAAGACCCUGCUGGCUUUGAGGCUGGCUGGGUUGCUUGUCCAGUUGGGCCUCGAGGCCAGCAGGGUCUGCAAGACCCUGCUGGCUUUGAGGCUGGCUGGGUUGCUUGGCCAGUUGGGCCUCGAGGCCAGCGGGGUCUGUAAGACCCUGCUGGCUUUGAGGCUGGCUGGGUUGCUUGUCCAGUUGGGCCUCGAGGCCAGCGGGGUCUGUAAGACCUUGCUGGCUUUGAGGCUGGCGCUCAUGGCCCAAACCCUGCAGGAGGUCUGCCAAAUGCUCCUGAACGCCGUGACGCAGGCGAGUUGGUUUCUUGUGCGGACAUCUGCCCCUUCUGACGUCACAGGUCAUUUGCCGGCAGUGCCUGUGACGGCUGGCGGUCAGAUGAAAGCUGGCCUUUCUCAAGGUGCACCUGGUCCGGCGGUCAAGUUCAUUGUGCCGCACACACCGCCGCCCAAGUCCAGCGCCCCGAAGCCACCGCCACCAGUACCAGUGAAAGCCAAGCCGGCCUGGCCUGAGGCCAGCGAGGUCCUGCAGCCUCUGCUGGCUUUGGGGCUGCCUCGAGGCCAGCGAGGUCUUGCAACCUACGUUGGCUGUGGUGUCACCUUGCGGCCCGCAAGGUCCUGCAACCUCUGCUGGCUUUGGGGCUGCCUUGAGGCCAGCGAGGUGUUGCAACCUCUGCUGGUCUUGGGGCUGAGCAAGGUGUGGUGGCCUCUGCUCGCUUUGAGGUCUUACAACCUCUGCUGGCUUUGGGGCUGCCUCAAGACCAGCAAGGUCUUACAACCUCUGCUGGCUUGGCUGCCUCGAGGCCAGCGAGGUCUUGCAACCUACGUUGGCUGUGGUGUCGCCUUGCGGCCCACGAAAUCCUGGAACCUCUGCUGCCUUUGGGGCUGCCUUGAAACCAGCGAGGUGUUGCAAACUGUGCUGGCAUUCUGCUGGCUUUGGGGCUGCCUCGGGGCCAGCGAGGUCUCCUCUACUGGCCUUGGGCUCAAGGCCAGCAAGGUCUCACAACCUCUGCUGGCUUUGGCGUCGCCGAGGCCAGCAACGGUGCAGCCUCCGCUGGUGCCUCGGGGCCAGCGAGGUCUUACACUGUCUUUGGGUCUGCCUUGA
Effrenium voratum is the source of this 3049-nucleotide messenger RNA. The record is from the annotation of a GenBank genome assembly. Lineage: Eukaryota; Dinophyceae; Suessiales; Symbiodiniaceae.